UUGGCUGGACGGGACAUGGCGUGGUGGCCGAUUGGAGCGUCCCUCUUUGCCAGUUCAGAAGGCUCAGGUUUGUUUAUUGGUCUGGCUGGUACCGGAGCUGCUGGAGGCAUCGCUGUCACGGGUUUUGAAUGGAACGCCACCUAUGUGUUGCUGGCUCUGGCCUGGGUAUUUGUGCCUGUCUACAUCUCCUCAGGGAUCGUGACAAUGCCAGAGUACCUGGGCCGUCGUUUCGGAGGAGAGAGGAUCAGAACCUACCUGGCUGUCCUCUCACUGCUAUUGUCCAUCUUCACAAAGAUAUCAACUGACCUGUACUCUGGAGCCUUGUUUGUUCAGGUGUGUCUGGGAUGGAACCUCUACCUGUCCACUGUCCUCAUGCUGGUGGUCACUGCUCUCUACACUAUAGCAGGUGGUCUCGCUGCUGUCAUCUACACCGACACUCUACAGACAUUGAUCAUGAUUAUAGGGGCAAUCAUCCUUACAAUCACUGCCUUCAACGAGAUUGGUGGCUACAGCAACCUGGAGCGUGUGUACAGCAUGGCGGUGCCAAGUAACAUCAUUCCCAACAGUACCUGCCACCUGCCACGUGAGGACGCCAUGCACCUGUUCAGAGACGCCGUCACUGGAGACCUGCCGUGGCCCGGCAUGACUCUGGGGCUCACAAUACUGGCCACCUGGUACUGGUGCACUGACCAGGUGAUUGUACAACGAUCCCUAUCUGCUAAAAACAUGAGUCACGUGAAAGGAGCAUCAAUCCUGGCUGCUUAUCUGAAGAUGCUGCCCUUCAUCUUCAUCGUCCUCCCUGGCAUGAUCAGCCGAGCUCUCUAUCCAGACACCGUAGGAUGUGUGGAUCCAGAAGAGUGUGUGCGAGUGUGUGGAGCUGAGGUGGGAUGCUCCAACAUCGCCUUUCCCAAACUGGUCAUUGAACUCAUGCCAAGUGGCUUGCGUGGACUCAUGAUAGCGGUGAUGAUGGCCGCUCUGAUGUCAUCGCUGACCUCCAUCUUUAACAGCAGCUCCACACUCUUCACCAUGGACAUCUGGAAGAAGUAUCGCCAACGGGCCUCGGAGAGAGAGCUGCUCCUGGUCGGCAGGAUCGUGACUGUGAUCUUGGUGGUGGUGAGCGUGGUGUGGAUCCCCAUCCUGCAGUCGGCCAACAGUGGCCAGCUGUAUGUUUACAUCCAGUCAGUGACGAGCUACCUCGCUCCGCCUGUCACCGCUGUGUUCACCCUGGCCAUCUUCUGGAAGAGGACCAAUGAGCAGGGUGCGUUCUGGGGCCUGAUGGUGGGUUUGGUGGUGGGUGUUUGUCGGAUGGUGCUGGAAUUUGCCUUCCCGCCUCCCAGAUGUGGAAUCGUGGACUCGGCACCCGAGAUUCUGCGCAGCGUCCACUACCUCCAUUUUGCCAUUCUGCUCUGUGGACUCACUGCUAUUGUUGUCACUGUAGUAUCACUGCUCACACCGCCACCCAGCCACGAACAGUUGUGUAACCUGACCUGGUGGACUCUGACUGAAGAGCCACCAAGAGAAAUCCCUCUACAGAAAGUGUCCUCUGUCAGCCACCGUAGCUCCCAGGGCUCUGAGCCAACCCGGCGGGUGACAUGUGGUCAGGGGACAAGAUUGUGUAUCUCAGCGGCGCGGCGCUCAGAGGAGACUCCAACUCCCAGAGUUCAAAACAUUAGAGAGAGUGUGUUCUGGUCCAGGUUCUGCUGUGUCAAUGCACUUCUGGUGGUCAGCAUCAACAUUUUUCUCUACGCAUACUUUGCCUGAGUAUUUAACUUCCUGUCUCAACCUCCUGCCAAUCUCUCCAAGAACAUGGCGAAACAAACUGUGGGUUUUUUUGUACUGAUUUUACAUAAAUCCUGCAGAUGUAGCUUCAGGUUUUGUAAAAUAAUAACCCUUUUUAAACAAGAGAGCACAAACCUCUAACUACAAACCUCUAAAUGAAGACAACGUUGAGAAUAAUCUGCAGCUGGAUCCACAUCCGUAUGAAAUUACCCAUAAUAACAGAUAAUUAUGACAUGGGAGAAUUUAAGGAAGCUCAAAAGGUCACGAAAGAAAAAAACCUUUGAAAAGCAACCUGGUUUUAAAGUUUAAAAAGGCUAUUGUACAAAUUACAAUGAAGCUUGUGGCUUGUAACAAGCUAACAUGAAUGUGCAGUUAGUGUUAGAUAAAAUAUGACAUCUAAAUAAAAGGGCAUAACACAUCAUCUUAUAUUGAAAGCUUACAAAAUAUAUGGUAAGAAUACAUUUAUGUGGUCUAGGUUGUAUGUUUCUUCCAUACUUUCUUUUAGUCUAUAUACCUAAUAGUAAUUAUAUAGUUAUGUUUAUGACGUUAUGUUUAUCAAGGUUUUGUGAACCCUCAGUUAUCGUUCUAGUGUUUUCGUGCUAUUGAGCUUGUUUAUGUUGUUUGUAAAUCAAAAUUUCUCAACCUUUUUAAUUUGUCAUGUCAGUUUAAAUAUACACGCUUUGUGUUUUGUAUUUAAGAGUGCAUUUGGAGCAUUUAAAUGAAAUAAUGAGAAGUUUUACACUUUAUUAUUACACAUUUAUCAGACAGAUUACAAUUGAACAGAACUGAAAUUUGUCUUUAACCCCUUUCUGCUUAACAACAGACUCGAGGGGCAUUAACCCCAAGGUUGGGAAACGUCUAUGUUGCUGUGCUUUUUCAAUGGUGAAAGACUUAUUAUAAAGGACCUCAUGUUAAUCAAAAGACAAAAAUAUCCAUCAAGUGUUUAUUCUUGUGAUUUCUCAAAUAAAUGUAAAGAUAUGUGCAUCAAAGCUACAAGUGUUGGUCCAGUAUUUAUAACCAGAUGAUAUCACUCUUUCUUUGUCUUGUUUACAGUUUACUUACGUUCAGGU
Anarrhichthys ocellatus (wolf-eel) is the source of this 2849-nucleotide messenger RNA. It is a transcript of the gene slc5a10, whose product is annotated as solute carrier family 5 member 10. Gene Ontology annotation, cellular component: plasma membrane. The record is from RefSeq and is a predicted model, not a curated record. Gene Ontology annotation, biological process: transmembrane transport. Bases 16 to 1761 code for a protein of 581 amino acids. Gene Ontology annotation, molecular function: D-glucose:sodium symporter activity. The transcript is spliced from 14 exons. NCBI's taxonomy places the organism in Eukaryota, Metazoa, Chordata, Actinopteri, Perciformes, Anarhichadidae.